Molecule: messenger RNA, 612 nt
Organism: Octopus sinensis (East Asian common octopus)
Lineage: Eukaryota; Metazoa; Mollusca; Cephalopoda; Octopoda; Octopodidae
Product: probable ribosome biogenesis protein RLP24
Exons: 5
Coding region: 71-562 (163 amino acids)
Biological process (GO): ribosomal large subunit biogenesis
Cellular component (GO): nucleolus
Source: RefSeq, a predicted model, not a curated record
UCUUAAAUUAUUCACUGCUAAUCAACUUCCUUUUAUAUGUUACUUGCGUCGAAGUCCGUCGUUUGUCACCAUGAGGGUCGAAAAAUGUUAUUUUUGUUCCUGUAAUCUUUAUCCUGGCCGUGGAACGAUGUUCGUACGAAAUGAUUGCAAGGUUUUCCGCUUUUGCCGCUCCAAAUGCCACAAAGCUUUCAAGAAGAAGAGAAAUCCCAGAAAAGUACGUUGGACCAAAGCAUUCCGCAAAGCCGCCGGUAAAGAGUUGGCUGUUGAUCCAGUAUUUGAAUUUGAAAAGCGACGGAAUGCUCCAGUUAAAUACAGUCGAGAAUUGUGGACACAAACAAUAACUGCCAUGAAGAAAAUUACAGAAAUUCGACAAAGACGACAUGAUCAAUUUAUUCUAAACAGAUUACAGAAAGGCAAAGAGUUGCGGAAAGAAGCUGCUAUCCGUGAGGUUAAGCAGUAUAUCCACCUUGUCAAAUCUCCUUGUGCAAACAAAGCAAGCAAAAUGGAAAGAGAAUUACUGGAAGAAGUCAAAGACAAAGAGGCACCAAUGCAGGCAGAGUAAACAAUUAUGUAUUAUUGUUUCCUUCAAAAUAAAGAAUUUAUGUAUUAUAA